AUGUUUCUUUAUACUAAUUUAGGGUGUAUCGGGUGCCCGAGAGGCUGGCACUGCUGUGGGAGGUGGUGGGGGAGAUGUGUGUGCUACCGGCCGGGCUGGCACAGCUGUUGCUGGAGAAUCCCCGACUUUGCCUGUCAUGCCGCCAACGCCGUCUGCUGGGCAAUAAGGACGGCUAUUGACUUCGCCCUGAGGGUCGCAAUCUGGGUGGUGGACUAUAGCCGACACAUCCUCGACAUUGCCAAAGCUGCCCUGCACAUUGCAAGGGGCGUGGUGUACGUGGCAAGACACACUCUGGAUCUCGCUAUUGCAUUCCUCGACGGCGUGAGGCAUGCGUAUCGUGUGGGGGUGAGGGCCAUCAGUGCAGUCAUUAGUUUUGCUCUCACAAAGAUCAUCAACAUCAGAGAGAUCUACUUCAAGGUGGGGCUGGGAGUGGCCAGUGGUGGAGAGUUUGAGUGUCGAGUGAAGGGAGUCCUGCUGGGUGGAAACAUUGACAUCAAUUUGAGGAUCAACACUUGA
Messenger RNA from Geodia barretti, 516 nucleotides. NCBI's taxonomy places the organism in Eukaryota, Metazoa, Porifera, Demospongiae, Tetractinellida, Geodiidae. The record is from the annotation of a GenBank genome assembly.